AUGGCCUCCCCUGCUUCCUUUGGAUCCUCCAGCCCUCAUUCUGACAUCGCUGCUCCUCAAUCUGCGCCGAUCGCCGUUGUGCAGCAGGUUAACAUCCGUUCCAUUGUCCCUGUCCUUCUCGACCUCGCCGACUCCAACUACAGCCAGUGGCGCUGCUUCUUCGACUCCGUCCUCGGCAAGUUCGGACUCAAGGAGCACGUCACGGCUCCUCCGCCCAUGGCGCAGCGCGACGCUGACUGGCGUCAAGCCGACUGCUGCGUCACCAAUUGGAUCUACACCGCCCUCAUCAAGGUUGUCUUCGACAUCGUCUACAAACCACGCGCCUCGUCCUUCACAAUCUGGACGAACAUUGAAGGCCUGUUCCGCGACAACGAGCUGCAGUGCACGGUGUACCUGGAGGCCGAGUUCAGGACUCUCCAGCAAGGCGACCUGUCCAUGACUGAAUACUGCUCUUGCCUGAAGCAACUCGCCGAUAAUCUCCAUGAUGUCGGCCAGCCGGUGUACGAGCCGAGCCAAGUGCUGAACCUCCUUCGUGGCCUCAACACCAAGUACCGCCACGUCAAGCAGGUAAUCACCUCGAAGUUCCCUCCUCAUACAAUCAUGAGUGCACGGUCGUACCUUCUCCUGGAGGAGAUCCAGCUGCAACAUGAUGCGAAGAUGGAGGCUGGGCAAGCAUUCCUCGCUGGCCAUGGCGGAUCCGGCACCUCCUCAGGCUCCACCGACAACAGCAACAACUCCCGCUCCAAGUCAAAGAACAAGCGCCGCGGCCGCGGGUACGGCUCCUCCUCCAGCGGACCCUUGGCCAACCCCAGCAACGGCGGUGGCGGCGGCCCUCAGCAACGCCCAUAG
Molecule: messenger RNA, 849 nt
Organism: Panicum hallii
Lineage: Eukaryota; Viridiplantae; Streptophyta; Magnoliopsida; Poales; Poaceae
Exons: 1
Coding region: 1-849 (282 amino acids)
Source: RefSeq, a predicted model, not a curated record